UACUUAUACAGAUACCACCGUGAACCAAUAUUAAUAUUGUUUCAAGUAAACUUUCUUCGUCAACUACGCUUGUGUAGUGACGCUAACAAUAAAUCGGGGCAGAAAGCAAGAGCGAACAUGAGGUCCAAAUCAGAUGCGCAGUUACAAGAAGGCUUCCACACGCCUAGCGCCCAAGUUCAUAUUUCCUACGACCCCGCAAAUCCACCAGCUCAUCCGGGUCCAGAUUGGACUCGUUUUGUGUGCAUCAGCGACACACAUUCUUGUACUUUCAGUGUUCCCUCUGGGGAUGUCCUGCUUCACUCUGGUGAUCUCAGCCGACUAGGUAGGGAAGGCGAGAUUCGAGUCACUAUAGAUUGGUUGCGUAGUCUGGACCAUGGGGUCAAAAUUAUUAUAGCGGGAAACCACGACCUACCUCUCCACCAAGAGUGGUACGAGGAAGGUUACUACGGCUUCCACGACAAGAAGGAGUCAUCAACUGCGAUAAGAAAGCUCGUCGACAACGACUCGGAGGCAAAUCGUGAUCGAGGUCUAAUCUAUUUGCAGGACGAACUAUACACCUUCCGCACUAAGGAAGGUGGAAGGGAGUGGUCCGUGUAUGGCUUUCCAUGGCAACCCUAUUUCGGAGGCUGGGCUUUUAACUACCUGUCUGAUGAAGCUCCUGAAAUUGUUGCCGAAAUACCUGAGGUCGACAUUCUCCUGACUCACGGCCCUCCGUACAACGUUCUAGAUACAACCUUUUCCGAGGUUCAUGCUGGAUGCCCCGCGAUGCUUGAGCACCUCUCCAAGAUGCAAAGUCCUCCGCUCCUCCACGUCUUCGGGCAUAUACACGAAGCACGUGGCGCCACGCGGCAUCCCUGGUUGCAGGGAAAUGAACACGAAGGGCUUUCGAAUCCAAAAGAAACAACUCCUCCCGCGUCUGGAGCAAGAGAGACGAUAAUGGUGAAUGCAGCUAACCAGCCCCUCGGGCGUCAGGCGAUUGGACCGGGUGGUCAAAGAAUCCCAUGCGGCGGUCCAGGCUUUCAACCUAUUAUCGUUGACCUAUUAGACUCAGCUAUGCGGCCAGACAUGUAAACGACCAGUACGAUGUUCGAAUACUAUAUGAUGAGAGUUCUAUCACUAUAACUAAUAGACGGCCUAUGGCACACAGCCUUGAUAUGAUCAAAGAAUUACGACUCUGCUACAGCUGCGACAAGGCAAGGAAAAAACGAUACGCC
Messenger RNA from Suillus paluster, 1214 nucleotides. RefSeq names its product Metallo-dependent phosphatase-like protein. The record is from RefSeq and is a predicted model, not a curated record. The transcript has 8 exons. The annotation marks the transcript as partial. NCBI's taxonomy places the organism in Eukaryota, Fungi, Basidiomycota, Agaricomycetes, Boletales, Suillaceae. Gene Ontology annotation, molecular function: hydrolase activity.